AUGGAUGUUAGUCAAGUCGAACCACGUGAUUACCCUCCAAGACUUUACCCUUCUAACCUAGAAGGUAAAGAUAUCAAUCAUAAUUUCCGUGCAGGACAUUUCCCCCACAUUAAAGAAACAAUAGGACUCGAUGUGUGGGAAGAACUGGUGAACUCUCCCAUUGGAGUAGUUGCUAGGCUACUUUCACGCGAAAGCAUUUGGUCUGGUAGGACCGUACACUAUCUGCUAUGUAGACAGCUGCGAGUGCAUAAAAAGGAGAUAUGGUCUGUUGUGGUUGAUGAUGUUAUCAGGUUUAGCUUGCUCGAGUUUGGUGAGAUCACUGGGUUAAACACAGGUCCAUUGCCAACAGAAAGUUUUGAACCUGAUCAAUACAAAGAGUUUUGGGAGGAGUUGAAGGUGCCGCUUGGGAUGGGACCCAAGUAUGAUGAGCUGAAGGCAGCAUUAGAGUUCUGUCCUGGUUGGAGUUUUGAAAAGCGUAAGUGGUUGGGGAUGUUAUUUCUUCAAGCCAUGGGACUGUACUGUUUGCAUCACAAUUCAAGGAUACCCUUUCAAAGUGCAAUAAGGGUAUUCGACGAUGAAGCCAUGAGGUCGUAUCCAUGGGGUCGGACUGCAUACGAAGUUCUUGUUGACUCUCUGAAAACACUGUCUCCAGAUGGAAAGUCAUACACAGUAAGCGGCAUGAAGGACGUUUUAUUGGUUUGGGCGUAUGAGUCCAUCGUCUGUUUCGGUGAGAAGUUUGGGAGAGUGGUCAACAAUGAAGACGUUCCUCUUUUGCGAUGGGGUGGAAGGCGUACACGUUCAAGUUUUGAUACUGUCUUGUCUGACGAAAUCAAAGAUCAUGGCGAGGUCCGUUUGAGGAGAAUGGUUAUGAAGGAGUCAAUUGAAGAGAUGUUUCUUGUAUGGUCGGAUGAACCUGACGACCCACAACUCGUUAGGUUGGUAGAAGACAUACACGCAGGUAGAUACGUGAAAGGUUUAUGGGAAGUACAGAGGGAUGAGCAGGGGAAGGGGAAUGAGAAGAAGAAGAAGAAGAAAACGAAGGGAGUUUCAUCAGAAGCUGAGCCAUCAACAAAGAAGCAGAAGAAAGAAGCUGCUGAAACGAGAAAGGGUUCUAGCGAGGAGGAAGCUGUAUUGGACAAAGCGACUCUGACGAAUCUUGUGAGUGCUCUGCAGAAUAUUUCAGCAAAAUUUGACGCUUACGAUUUUGACCGGAACCGGCCAGUGAUGGACGAGAAGACCCUAGAUAACGUGGUGAAAGCUGUAGUGCAGCAGAGUCUGAAAGUUUUGGGGGAAAGGAAAAUUCCCGACAACGAUGCUAAACUCUCCUCCGCCGGCGUAGAAAAAUCUUUAUCGGUGACAUCAUCACCUCGUAGGAGGUCGCCACCGGAAAAGUCGGACAAAAGUCCAGUGGUAGAACCGCAGGCCCAGGAGGAGAAGUCUGUAAAAACUCCAGUGACAGAACCGCGGCAGCAGAAAAAGCCUGUCAAAAGUCCAGAGCCGCCGCAGCAGAAAGAGAAGGCUGUCAAAAGUCCGGUGCCGCCGCAGCGGAAGGAGAAGGCUGUCAAAAGUCCGGUGCCGGCGCAGCAGAAACAGCAGAAGUCAGUCAAAAGUCCAGCGUUAGCUGAGACCCCUGCAAAGAAGAAUUCGGAGCUUGAGAAGGAUACAGUGGUGAGAAGGAUUUUGGGUGAUGAUUUUAAUGAAAUUGAUUUCAUCAGUGUUUCUCCUGCAAAGAUUACUAAGGAUGGUAAGGAUGCCAACGUUCCAGCCUAUGGACGCGGCUUACGGGGCAAGGCCAAGCGUACUGUUACUGUAAAGGAUGAGGCUAUCGAGGAUAAGAAAAAAGCACAGCGGGCAGAGGCUGCGUUGAAGAGGAAGGAGAAGCAAGAGGCUAAGAAAAAAGAGAACGAGGAGAAGAAACAGAACAGAAAAGCGGCUGAGUUACAAAAGAAACAAGAGGCUGGAUUACAGAAGAAAAAGAAGGAAGACGAGGCUGAGUUACCGAAAAAAAAGAAGGAAAAAGAGGCUGAGUUACCGAAGAAGAAGAAAGAAGAAGAGGAAUGUGUUGUGACGAACGACGAAGUUAUUGCGGAAGAUAACGCAUUGGCGGCGGAGUCUGAUGUCGAGCCAGCUGAAUUGAUUAGAUCUUCCGUUAUAAAGGAACUUUGGGAGAAAUCAGUUAAGUUAUCUCCACAAGGGUUUUCAUUGACGAACCUUGAUUCAGCACCAGUUUUUCCGUACAUUGGAGACAAUGGACAGACGACUUGCAUGAGGAAGAACAUUACGCCUUCAUCAGCAAUAUACGACCCUUGCGCACCUGUUGAUCCGGCGCGACUGGAAAAACUGAAGCAACACAUUAAGGCAAUUCCACCCAAACCACCAGCACCUAAAGAUAAACCAGAAGAACUCUCAGCUGAUCAUGAGAGUGACUUCUACAGCAUACUCAUGCAUGAAAGACCGUGGCCUGACAAAGAAUAUGGAUGGGUGUUUGAUAAUGUAAGUCUUUAUUAAGGCUGACUUAUAUAUUUAAUUCAUUAUAUUACGGCUGACUUAUUAUUUUUCUUUGUCUAGCAUAUCGCUGCGUAUAUGAACGUCCUCAUACAAAGGUCCAUGCGAAAUCCCACUCCAUUCUGGUCCAAGCGGAUUGGUUUCAUAGACCCUUGGUUGUUAGGUUUUUCGGCUUACGAUUACAUGCAGUUCAGGAUGAAACCUGCUUCGUUCAAGUUCAAAGACAGUGGUUAUGAAAAGUUGGUAAACGGGAGACUCCCCGAAGAAUUUACAACAAACUUGAAGUGGUAUGCAGAUGUGGAUCACGUGUACGGAUGUCUUCAAACCGGCGGUAAUCACUGGGUGGCGUUUCACGUGGAUCUGAUCAAGGAGAAGAUAGAUUGCUACGAUCCAAUCUAUGGAGAGUCAACACCCGAAAGUGAGCAAAAAAUGCUAAAUGCUUUUAGACCUCUACUGGAGAUGCUUCCCUGGAUGUUGAAUGAGCUUAUUCCUGCCGAUCUCCGAAAGCAUUCUAGGAAGAGGUUCGCAUUCAGACGGAGGAGCAAAAGAUACAUUCCACAAAACAACAUCAUAGGUGAUUGUGGGGUUUAUUCGUUGAAGUUUGUGGAGUGUCUAGCGCUUGGUGUAUCUUUUGAUGGCAUAAACGAUAGUAAUAUUCAAGGGUUACGGGUGAAGAUGGCAGCAGAUAUCCUCGAGGAAGGAGGAAAUGUUGGAAUGAACAAGUUGUUGUCAAAAUGAAACUGUGUUUGUUUGUGAACCUGUGUUUGUUGUUAUGUUAACUAUUUGACUUUGGAUAACUGCUGUAAUAACUCAGUCAUAUCGAUUAGUAAUACUCAGCCAGUACUUAUUGAUAACUCAGUCAUACCUCAAACAUACCCUAGAAUCAAAAUAAUUAAUAAUUUUUCAUUCGAAUGUUAUAUAUAAAGUCCAAUUAUCAAAAUAAUUAAUAAUAACUCAAUGUGUGAGCAUGAUCUUUGUUGACUAUACGAGUUUGGAAUCGAUUAUAAUCUUGAGGUAUAUGUUGUCUCUUACGAGUACCUAAAACUCUAGGCAGUGAUAUGAGGUGUGAGCAUGAUUCAAAACACGUAAACUGUUAUUGUGUUAUUUAUUAUGAAUUUGUGAUAUUUAUCAUAUCUUGUGGUUCGUACAUCAUAAAUCAUAACCCUAAACAAUCUUAUUCGGAACCCAAACCCUAAAUAACUAAACCCUAUACCCUAAACGGCAAACAACAAAUCAGCCGUAAAGGUCUUAAUAACUCAGCCUGUUAGUGUAAGUUAAUAUUUACAUAUGGCGCGAAAAUUUUAGAUAUUUUAUCUCGCGACCUUUAAUGUUCUAUACUUCCCCUAUAUAUAGCCCCCUUCUCUUGCACUUUCUCGCCUUAUCUCACUAGAAAACCUAAACAAUAUCUCUAUAUCGCCUUACAAAGUUAUGAUUGUUCCUGGUUAUUCAGAAAGGUUAGAGAACAGAGUCAAUGAGAUACUAAACUCUGAAAAUCGUGAAAACCUUCCCGUUCUAUACCCUGGCCCGGGUGUCUUGCUUGACAGCGUAAUCUGGUUUAAAUUUCUAAGCGAUCUCUCCCUGGCCAUCCCGUCGAUUUUAGCAGAAGGAUGGGUUCAUGAUUGGCCGACAUGGCGCGCCAUUCCCGAUCAUUUUAAGGAACGCUGGUUUCUUCAACUCGCUCGCAAACGCACGUGGGCACGAAGAUAUAAUUUUCAAGUUUGGACAAAUUUUAAUCUGGUGGCCAGAACGGUGUUUCGUUGUCAGAUGCGCCUCUUGAAGAGGAGGUGGGCACAUGGGGGUGAGAAGCCUGCGUGGAUGCUAACUAGAGUUUGGCGUGAUAUUGUCCACAUGUUUGAAGAAUUUGGUCCUGAUAAUUUUGGUUUUAGUAAUUGAUUUGUUGUUUUUGUUUGUAUUCAGCCGUCAAGUUUUUGUAAAGUUGUUUAACUCAGCCGUUAAGUUUCUAUAAAGUUGUUUAACUCAGCCAUUAAGUUUCUAUUAAGUUGUUUAACUCAGCCGUUUCAGUUAAGUAACUCAUCUGUAAUACGAAUUAAGAUACUAAUAACUCAGCCUUAUAGUGUAAAAAUACGAAGCCAAAGUUAACGGUAUUUUUCAUGUAUUAUUAUGGCCGCCAUUACUUAAUCGAGACCAGUAUUAGAGUCCUUUAUUCUCUUAUUAUUAUACGUGCGAGAAAUUCCAUCGUCAUUGAGAAUAUCGAGACUCAUUAUUAUGGCCGUCAUUACAUUAUCGAGACUACUAUUAUUAGAGACCUUUAUUCUCUUAUUAUUAUGUGCAUGAGAAAUUUCGUUUGCAUUGAGAAUAUCGAGACUCAUUAUUAUACGGCUGGCACGCAUGUAUCGGAUUAUUUACAUAAUCGAGGUAUUGUUAUUUUUAAUGUAACUCAGUCAAUACAUCUACGUUAACUCAGCCAAAAUAUAGACGCUAACACAGCCGUAAUACGAAUUCAACUUAAGUGUUUGAUAAAAUAAUAAAGAACCUUUCGUAUUUCUUGAUUUGAUUGAAUAUUCGUCAUAAUUAAAGUGCAUCACGUGUGUGGAAAAAUAUCGAGGCAUUUAAUAGUUUAUUAAUUUAAAUUAUUCUCUUUAUUUGAAUUUUUUUUAAAAAAUGAUUUUAUAUUACUACCACUAUUGUUUUAACUUUGUCUUUCACACCAAUUUCUCUUUCAUUCAAAGAAAAUGUCUUCUUCAUCAUCUGUGUCUGGUAACACUUACUUUCACCGCCGGCAUGUGGAAAGAGGAACGCCGAAACAGUGUUGGUGUGGUGAACCCGCUGAAUUAUGUACAUCUGCAUCACGGGCUAAUCCAGGACGACUGUACUAUUGCUGUCGCAAAGGAUAUAUUAAGGUUUGAUUUUUAAUUUUAUUCAUUAUACUGUCAAUGUGAUACUAAGAGCUGGGCAUGUUGGUGAAAUCAGAGACAUUUAUUCAAAUGGGCGGACGAGUGCUUGGUGGAAGAGGUAGAAGAUAUGAAAUCGGUGAUGAGUGACAUGACCAAAGGCAUAUCAGAUCUGAGAGUAGACGUUGGUCGGUUGGAGAAAGAACUCGGUAAAGCGGAAAAGAUGAAGUGUUUGAUGUUUCCAGUGGUGGUUUGUGGGUUUGGUAUGGCCAUAUUUUGGCACUAUUUCUUUGCGUAGUCAUAUGUUGUAAUCAUAAUUUAGACGCAAUGUUUUUAGUAACUCAGCUAUUAUGUUCAAUGCAACUCAGCCAGUACGUUAAUUAAUUCAUAAUCAAACAAUAACCCAGCCAUAAUACAAGUAUUCGUCAGUCAUAACGUUUUAAUAACUCAGUUAUAACGUUAACUGCAAUUCAGCCGUUACGUUAAUUAAGUCACUAUCAAACAAUAACCCAGCCAUAAUAUGAGUAUUCGUCAGUCAUAAUGUUUUAAUAACUCAGUUAUAACGUUCACUGCAAUUCAGCCGUUACGUUAAUUAAGUCACUAUCAAACAAUAACCCAGCCAUAAUAUGAGUAUUCGUCAGUCAUAAUGUUUUAAUAACUCAGUUAUAACGUUCACUGCAACUCAGCCGUUACGUUAAUUAAGUCAUAAUCAAACAAUAACCCAGCCAUUAUAUGAGUAUUCGUCAGUCAUAAUAAGAUAGUAACUCAGCUAUAACGUUCAGUGGAAGUCAGUCAUAAUCAAACAAUAACAUAAACAAUAACUCAA
This is a messenger RNA of Brassica rapa (field mustard), 6183 nucleotides long. RefSeq lists its product as uncharacterized. The record is from RefSeq and is a predicted model, not a curated record. NCBI's taxonomy places the organism in Eukaryota, Viridiplantae, Streptophyta, Magnoliopsida, Brassicales, Brassicaceae.